This is a messenger RNA of Zophobas morio, 5996 nucleotides long. It is a transcript of the gene Ae2, whose product is annotated as band 3 anion transport protein. Gene Ontology annotation, biological process: transmembrane transport; regulation of intracellular pH; monoatomic anion transport. Gene Ontology annotation, molecular function: solute:inorganic anion antiporter activity; monoatomic anion transmembrane transporter activity. Bases 633 to 4529 code for a protein of 1298 amino acids. The transcript has 12 exons. The record is from RefSeq and is a predicted model, not a curated record. NCBI's taxonomy places the organism in Eukaryota, Metazoa, Arthropoda, Insecta, Coleoptera, Tenebrionidae. Gene Ontology annotation, cellular component: plasma membrane.
CAAAAACUUGUGUUUAUAACUUUGUAGGAUUUAUUCAUUCUUCGUGCGAAAAUAAGUUGAUUUGAAAGUUAGAGUGAGUGCAAAAUUACAGUGGUAAUAAUGUGAUAAGUAAUUUUUUAAUUUAACGAGGUGGUAAAAACAUGAAAUGUCUACUUUAAAUGAUAUUUCAUGUUAUAAUGUAAAAACACUUUAAACUUGAAAAGUUAGGUUAUCCUGUUAAUUCUGUACGUUCUGAACAUUUUUGUGUUAUUAUUUACCGGCCAUAGUUACAAUUAUUAAGGUAUCUACAAACAGCCGGGUAAUAACCAAGGAACUUGUUAAAGGACCAGUCAUUGACUUUUGAUACAAGACGGGGACGAAAAAUACGACGCGUUUCUCUUUCUCAGGAGCCCUCAAGGACGUCGAAACGUCGGAUUUAGGAUACCCCAUGUUUUUUCAAGUUCUAUUUGCAAUUACCCGACUUGGACGAUCACCUAGAAAAAAAAUCUAUUCCGUUUCGAUUUCGUCAUCCGCGAAUUUGUGAAUUUGUGGAGAGUGCGCGUUCCGAAAACAAUUGUGAUUUUUAUUCGCCUUAAUUGAGUCUUAGUUUGGAUUACUUUUCAGUUAAUGGUGUUUAUUUCAAGUGCUAUAAAAUGAAUAACGCCGCUAGAACUAAUCUACGAAAGUUAUCUUUCUUGGGAUUCGCAUCAAAGAAUGAUGGAACAAGCCACGAUGCAGACGUACAACUCGACGAAGAAUGUGCAAAAGUGUUUGCUAUGGACAUUGACAACAGUGCCGGUUUCGACAUACAUAAAUUCCAUGAUCCUGUCAAUGCAGGCAUACCAAGGCAAUAUGGGGAAAAAGAUUACAUCCAACACCGAAAGAAGAGUUACCCGCACAUGCACACGCCUAUCAAAAUCGGCUCAAAGUCGAUGAGACGUCGUACAUCUUCGCAUCAAAUCACUCCUAAUUCUACGCCUCCUUAUGGAACAUCCCCCAAAGAAUCCAUCGCAUCCCCCGUUUCCACCUCCGACCAGCCGUCAGCUCCCACACACACCCCCGUUCCUAGCAUCAAGUCUCCCAACGUAGACUCGGAUACGGGUCCGCUCAGCUCUUUUACUUUGGCAGAAGAAUCUGACACAGCUGCCAACAGUUCCGAGUCGGAAUGCGUUCUGUCCGAACCCUGUGGCUAUAGAAGCCCUAAUGAAUUUUCGCCAGAAAGAAAAGUACAAUUUAUCAACAGUGAAACAAGGGAUACUUUCGACGUCGAUGGACUUAAAGACAAAAAGAAAAGACGCCAUCACCAUGGACAUCAUCCAAAAUUUCGUAAAUAUUCAUUGCCCGACGAUCCUGGCCCCAGAAAGCGUCACCAUCACGACAAAGGUGAUGUUUCCGGAAGUCACAGGGGUCGUAGAAUUUCCACGCAACCGGAAGAUUUACCACUUAUUGCGGCAGAUAGGGAUCAACUGGAUAGUCAUAGAUCUGACGAUGCUCGCGGCCUCCGAAGGCAUAAAACUUCACGACCUAGCAAUGCAUCAAUGGUCCACAUUGGGCGGAAAGAAGGAGGCGAAUUACACCCAUCCAUCAAAAAGAUGUACGAUCACAGCCCCCACGCUAUAUUCGUUGAAUUGGAUGAAUUGUUCGCCACGAACGAAGAGAGGGAAUGGAAAGAAACGGCUCGUUGGAUCAAGUACGAAGAAGAUGUGGAAGAAGGAGUUGACCGAUGGGGAAAGCCGCACGUUGCUUCCUUGAGUUUUCACUCUUUGUUAAAUUUGAGGAAGUGUUUAGAAGAUGGGGUUGUUCUUCUUGACAUGGAAGAGCACGAGUUGCCAGCCAUUGCGUAUAGGAUUUCUGAAGAAAUGUACAAAGAAGACCUCAUCAUAGAGGAAGACAAGUCGAAGAUUAUGAGAGCGUUGUUGUUGCGACAUAGACAUGUUAAUGAACACCAUGAUCGGAGUUUUAAAUUUUCCAAGAAGUAUAGUUAUACCUCGUUGCAGUCGCUGUGGCUGGAAGAUGGCGUAAGCUACGAAGCGCUGAUGAUGGCCCGCUGCUCCGUGUGUUCAUUACAGGGACAGCUGUGUGCCCCGCACGCUAUGACUCGCGGUCCUUCUUAUCCACACAAUCUCCACGAUGCCGAAAAAAGGAAGAUAAGCCACGCCGCCGACGCUUACAAAAACGGUGGCCAAGGGACAAACGACGCUGGCAGCCGUCUGGUGAGUCCAGACGCGCAAACUGUCGUCGACAUAAAGGAGGAGACGUAUUCUGCCAGCUCAGAUGACGUGCGAAAAGCACGCAACGACGCCAUUCUGAAGAGGAUUCCUCCGGGGGCCCAAAGUUCAAGCAUCCUUGUCGGAGAAGUUGAUUUCCUGGAACAGCCCGCGAUGGCAUUCGUGAGGCUCGCUGAGGGAGUCGUGAUUCCCUCCCUUAUUGAAGUCAACAUACCUGUGAGAUUUAUCUUCAUUCUUCUGGGACCCAAGAAAGCCAAUUUAGACUAUCACGAAGUGGGCAGAUCGAUUUCGACUCUGAUGGCCAAUCAACAGUUCCACAACAUCGCCUACGGGGCAAGCAACCGUAAAGCCCUGCUUUCGGCUAUCAAUGAGUUUUUAGAUGACAGUAUCGUGCUUCCGCCGGGCGACUGGGAGCGGCAGGCCUUGCUCCCGAUUGAAGAAAUAAAGGCCAAGAGCGAGGAGAUCAGAAGAAGAAAGGAAAACGCGCUGAAGUCGGUCGCAGAAGCGCAAGGAGUUACGAAAGCUAUCUUGGCCGGUGACGAUGAGAAGAAACCGCCCUUUCCUAACCCCCUGGAGCGGACUCGGAAGCCGUGGGGCGGCCUCUUUAACGAUUUGAAACGCAGAUAUCCGUAUUAUAAGAGUGACAUUACGGAUGGACUUAACGCUCAAUGUUUGGCGGCUUCAAUUUUUAUGUAUUUCGCGGCGGUGUCAGGCGCUAUAGCCUUCGGUGGCCUCAUGGGAGCGAAGACCGACGGUUUCAUGGGCAUAUCUGAGACUUUAGUGUGUACUUGCGUCGCAGGAGUGAUUUUCGCACUAUUUUCCGGCCAACCUCUUGUGAUUGUGGGUAGUACUGGGGCACUACUCCUGUUUGAUGAAAGUUUAUAUCAAUUUUGUAAAGCGAAUGACAUAGAGUCUCUAUUUUUAUCAACACGUGUGUACGUCGGACUCUGGUUAGGCGUAAUAGGAUUAGUUGUUGCCUGUUUAGAAGGAAGCGUUUUGGUGAAAUUAUUCACUCGUUUCACAGAAGACAUUUUCUCGGCGCUCAUUGUUUUACUUUACAUAAUUGAAAGUAUUAUGAAACUGUUUUUAGAGUACGGUAGACAUCCACUUUUAGCAGAUUACUGUAAAUCGGAAUACCCUUACGCCACAAACAAAUCAUAUCCUGAAUAUCUCCGCGUAGAUAACGUUUCAGUAAAUGACACAAUCGGUAUAAAAAAUACGGCGAAUACGAUUUCGUUUCCUGUGACGUCGAUUAAGAAGCUACCCACGCCGCACGAUAACUUUGGACCAAUCAAUCAACCCAACACAGCUUUAUUUUGUACUAUUUUGACGCUAGGGACCUUCGCAAUUGCUUACUAUUUGAAGAUGUUUCGGAAUAGCCAGUUCCUAGGGAGGAGUGCAAGACGUGCGCUGGGCGAUUUUGGUGUCCCAAUAGCGAUAAUAACAAUGGUUUUUGUCGACUACAUGAUUCCACAAACGUAUACGGAAAAACUGAACGUGCCUGAAGGCCUCUCCCCAACAAGAUCCGAAAAGAGAGGGUGGCUCAUACCACCUAGUAGUACUACAGAUCCUGUGCCCGUGUGGAUCAUGUUCGCCGCAGCAGUGCCAGCAAUGCUUGUCUACAUUCUUCUGUUUAUGGAAACUCACAUUGCUGAAUUGAUUAUCGACAAAAAGGAAAGAAAACUGAAAAAAGGGAGUGGUUUUCAUUUGGAUAUAGUACUUAUAUGUUUGAUUAAUAUCCUGUGUGGAUUUUUCGGCCUUCCGUGGAUAUGUGCGGCCACUGUACGUUCAAUUGCUCAUACUUCUGCUUUAACUGUCAUGUCAAGAACUCAUGCUCCCGGUGAAAAACCCCAUCUGAUAGAAGUCAAAGAACAAAGAAUUUCGGCUUUGACGGUUUCUAUAUUGAUAGGACUUUCUGUACUGAUGUCUCCGUUGUUGCAAUGCGUUCCAAUGGCUGUACUUCUUGGGGUUUUUCUGUAUAUGGGUGUGGCUUCCAUUGAUGGGAUUCAGUUCUUCGAUCGUAUCAAGCUUUUGUUUAUGCCCGUAAAACAUCAUCCCCAGGCUUCCUACGUGAGAAAGGUUAAAACUGCGAAAAUGCAUUUAUUCACGUUUAUUCAGCUGUUGUGUUUGGUUGUGUUAUGGAUAGUAAAAUCAACUGAAGCUUCUCUGGCAUUCCCCUUCUUUUUAAUACUGAUGGUCCCACUAAGAAGUUAUUUGGAUCGCAUAUUUUCACCUAGAGAACUGAGAGCGCUUGAUGGAGACCAACCGGAUGCCGAUGACGACGAACCUGACUUCUAUGCGGAGGCACCACUUCCGGGAUAGGAACUUAGUUACUUAAUGAGUACAUUUCCUUUACUUAAGGUAUACUUCCUAUAUCGAACGAUAAGGAAAAAGUAUUUCGCAUUUUUUUUUGUGAUGUUUUUUGUCCAGAGGCUAUUCUAUGCAGUUACAUGCGAUACUUAAUCUGAUAAUUUUAGUUUGUGUGGUAUUUUGUUAAUGGGCUUUAAAGUCUACUUAUUAAUAGUAUAGGAUAAUAAAUUAUUUUCUUAUAAGCGGAUGGUCUAAAAGGCAGAAAAUUUGUGUAUGACAACAACUCGUGACAAUUUUACAACAGUAUUAAUAACUAAUUAUUCUGUCUAUAUUUUUGAAAUAAUUUACAAUCCUUCUUAUAUCUGCAUGCAUAUGCAAAAUUCAGCACGCGUUCGUAUAGUAUAUCCUAUUUAAAUAGACUAAUACUAAGACAGAUAUAUUUAGAAGGAAAAAUGUUACAAGACUAUUGAAUUACUAUGUUAAUUAAUUCUUGUUGCACUCGUAUUAUAAAAUGGAUGCUUUCUUUCUUAUUGUUUAUGUUUGUUAAUUAUUUGUAGACAUUUUUAUCACAACUUUGUUUAUUUAUGUUGAACUUUAUUUUGUAUUCUUUGAGAAAAAAUCAACAACACAGUUUGUAGAUAAAGAAAAAUUAGCUAGAUAUUCACUACAUUGUAGAACUUAUUAUUUAGUAACAAUCGUGUUGGAUAUUUCCAAGUCUUUUUCCAGAUUUUUAGAAAUAAAUAUUGUAAAGUGGUUUAGUUAGGUAUUACUAGAAGACUGUGAUUGGAAUAUGGCUCACUAUGGUGCGGAAUGAUAAAUUAGUUGCCUUUGUAGUUUUUAAAUUUAUUAGUUACAUCGAAAUUUAGGCUUCUUCUAUACAUUAAGUAGAGACAACCGUACAAACAUUAUCAGGGUGACUACAUGAUACAUCAAAUUAAUUUUGGGCCAACUUGUAAAAUAAGAGUAAAACCGAAACGUAAUAAAACCGAAAGGAGGUACUUUUACUGUCGGGAAUAAAUGGAAGAAAAUAAUACUACAUUUCAUAAAUUCAUAGCGAUGCUCAGUCAAAAGCGUGUCAUAUGCGCAGAAAAACAUUUUAUUGCAUUUUAACUUUCAACAAAGCCUAAAUAAAGAAUUGCAAAAUUCUAAUUAAUUUUCAGAUGUGACUUCAUUUUCGAAACCUUUGUUUCUCGUUGACUUUGUUGUGUAGAUAAUCGAAAUAAAUCAAAAAUGUAUUAUGUUGUCAGCCUUAUCGAUCAAAAGGUAACAAAUUGUGGUUGAUAACUUACGAGUUUACGAUUCGUUGAUUGUAAGAUGUUUAAGCAACUUAAAUACAGUAUUUUCCGAGAUUAACUUUAACAAAAUUUUCAGAUUCUGUAGAUUAGAUUACAGAACAGAACUUAAUUGAAUAGUAUUUCUAACUGUGAUUAAAAAUGUCUAUUCUAUUUCUAUAAAUGAAUAAAUAAAGAUUAGACUGCA